GAACACUGAGAAUAAUACAUCGGUCAACUGAAACCAACACGAAUAUCGACCGAAUGGCCGUUACAUGUACCUUAUCAGAUAGCUUGAAACCCCGCCUCACUAUCCUGGGAUAUGUGUAUCAUAUUGUACAAUGUAUUUAUACAUGUAUAUGCCCAGUACUACGGACGAAUGAUAAUGCAGGCUAGGGAUUGGGCUGAUCCCAUGAUUGACAACACUACGUAAGGGGCAGAACGGACCACUGCGGUCAACACUUUGUGAAUGAAACUGCUCCACGCGACCAGUGUGCGUGGAGCGCUGCUACCUGCAUGUCUCAGUGCGUACUCACUCCCAAGAGUUAUUUGAAGAGGUUACCGGCGGACGCCAACUGUGGUACGGUCGUUUCCCAGCUUGUGGAGUAACUUGCCUUGGGAUUGAUUUGAUGCACGUGGUAAAUAGCAAAAAAGUGUCCCCCACACACGGGUCACUUCGUAUAAAACGAGAUAGCACCUGGGUGAGUUUCUCAGAUGAUCAGUCGAGGAGGAUCUCGGUGCGACUCACGGAUGGUAAAAUUGUAAGCCCCCAUCUGAUUUUCUGGGCUUAGAGAACACUUUUUUCGUGUGAACCUGAGCCUGUCUGCGUUCAGGGCUAUUGUAGUCCACACCGUCGUCACGGCACAGGUACAUGUACAUGUACGUCACGAGUGGAGCGCGUCAUUACCGUGUCCCGGUGGUACAACAUACCUCGAGAACCACGUGCAUGAAUGAAAGAGAUAGGGCUCCCUGUGCCCCAUUAACUCAAGUUGCAGGCGGAGUGCGGUGGGCUUACACGAUAUCCUGACACACCGGCGACCUCUACUAUUGACUGACGCCACGCGGUCGUGCGUUGAAGCCUUGUUGGAGACUCACCGCGAGUCAGCGGAGCCGUGCGCGCACUGUAUAGCUACGCCCCUGGCUCGUCUACUGAGGUGUUUCCCUUGACACCUCAGACAAUUCAGCUAGGAAAAAGAUAGGACAAGUAUGACAACACUGCUGGUCUAACUGUUCACCUAGGGAAAAAAUUAGUGGGACCAAGCCCUUUUCUACCAACUCUGGUGGAUGACAAACUGGCUUGUAGAUUUGUUUUGACAUGUGAGGUGUACCACCGUCGUUAUUUACCAAGGCACGUGCAGCAGGUUGAGUGUACGUGGUUGAGCCCUGAUCUAAAUAUGCCCAUUCCGACUUGUGACGUGUGAACUGUUUCAUGGUUGUGACGUGUGGGAAUUGACAGGAAAAGCCCCCCAAAAUGAUGCGAAGAAGAGAGAGAUUGAACAGCCGUGAACUUGCUUCUCUCGCCCAACUUGUUCUGUUUUUGUGGUGGACCGUCAACGAGGCUUGCGGACAGCUUAUCGGGGACAUGGCCAUGUGUGACAAGGAAGGGGAAGUGGUGAGUUUACCCAUUCUGCUGGGUAACCCAUGCAUACACUGUGUAUGCAAGAAUGGGGUCAUAAUAUGUGAACGGGAAACUUGCCCAAAACUGGAUCAGUGCGCCCUCAUAUUUACUUCACUUGGGAAAAGUUGUUGUGAAAAAUGUAAAGUUUGUAGGUAUAACGGAGAUGAGUUCGUAAAUGGUCAACAGUGGGGUGCACAUAAUGAUCCUUGUCAACAGUUUGAAUGUCGAGAAGGAGUUGUGACGGCCACCCGGAGGCAGUGUGAGGAGCCAUCCUGUGCAUUUCCCGUUACUGUACAAGGCGAAUGCUGCCUUGUGUGCCCAGAGUGCCUCUUUGAAGGCCGGCAGUACACCGAGGGAGCGACUAUUAGGUCUACUGAUGAUGCCUGUCUUGAAUGCAAGUGUAAGAAAUCUGGCCUAACAUGUCGAAGACUCACGUGCCCGGUGCUGUCUUGCCCGCCCAAUCAGCAGAAGACUCUGCCUGGGGAAUGCUGCCCAAAAUGCAUAGCCCCCAGAAAAGUCUUCGAUUUGGGCCACCGGUGUUUGUUCGGUUCAAGUGUGUUCGAUGACGGACAGAGCGUCCUUGCGGAGAAGUGCACCAAGUGUGUGUGCCUGGACUCCACGGUGGUUUGCCAGAGGACUGUCUGCCAGUCAGAGCUGGACUGUCCUGUGGCAGAGGUCAUCCACAACGAAGGCGAGUGCUGCCCGAAAUGCAAACCCAAAUCAUGUCGGUAUGCUGGAAAUGUAUAUCAGGAAGGAGAGAUGUGGGCGCCACACGCCUGUGAAUCGUGUCAGUGUGUGGGUGGCGAAACGGUCUGCUCAACGGAAACAUGCCCAUCUACAUCAGAUAGCUGUCCCAAGAACCAUGUUUUACGGAUACCUGAAGGCGAAUGCUGUCCCGAAUGCAUAGAGAAAAAUGCCUUAUGUUCCGUGUUUGGAGACCCACAUUACAGAACCUUCGAUGGAAGACUGUACAACUUCCAAGGAACCUGUAAAUAUAUACUGACCUCAGAUUGUCAAGACCGGACAUUUACCGUACGCGUGCGCAAUGAAGGCAGGCAGACCAGUAGUUUUGCUUGGACCAGGACUGUCUUCAUUACCAUACUAGGUCACCGGGUCACGCUCAUGCAGGACUACGCGGUGCGAGUGGACAAGCAGGACAUAUCGUUGCCGUACGAAAUUCCUUCCACGUUAAGCAUCCGAAGUGACGGAUUUCUGAUUCGGGUUACUACUGAAAUAGGUCUUGAAGUCGCUUGGGACGGUGACAGCCUUGUUGAGGUGUCCUUACCCCCGACGUUCAAAAACAAAGUGUGCGGACUUUGCGGCAAUUAUAAUGGCAACCGGCUGGACGAUUUCCAACUCCGACACGGCGCGAUAACGACCGACCCAGAGCUUUUCGCCGAAUCGUGGGUCACUGGCAACAGGGAGAAAUGUGCCAGGGCGCCCUCAUCGACGCAGAGCGUCCCAUGCGGCGACAAUCCAAAGAGGCGAUUGAGGGCUCAUCGGGAAUGCAAUUCGCUGAGGUCUGCAAAAUUCCAAAGGUGUGCAGAGGUUGUCGACAUGUGGGUAUAUUACAGGUCGUGUAUAACUGACAUGUGUGAGUGUCCUAAACACAAAGAUUGUUCCUGUGAAGCGUUGAGGGCGUUUGUGAGCGCCUGCCAACAAGAGGGGAUUGAGGUUGAACUAAACAGCACUUCAUCGUGUACAGUACAAACCUGUCCAGAGGGCGCUGUUUUCGAUGAAUGUGGACCGCCCUGCCCUCGGACAUGCGCAAACAAGGACGAGCCGUUCCUCUGUGAAAGACCAUGUGUCGCCGGCUGCCAGUGUCCUGCAAGGUUCGUGCUGCACAGAGAUAGAUGUAUUCCAGUGGAACAGUGUCCGUGAUAUCUCCAACGCUACCUGUGUUGACUUAACUUGUUCAAUAAUGUUUUACAUUGUCAAAAUUAUGAAAGAUCUGUUUCUCUCUUACUGAAUCAAUUGCCAUGCGUAGUAAACAUCGCUCUUGAAGUAAGGCUACCCACUUUCGCAGUGAAGAUGUCUCAGAGGACAGGUACCCCUGAGACAGUAUCACCUUUAGUCUGUAGUCAUUGGUACGUAUCAAUGUGACUUCCGCUCGUGUAGGGCGUGUUACAUACAUAAUAUGCCGUUUUGUCUCUAACAAGUAUGCGCCCCCACAAACGUCUCUACAAACCGAAAGUCUUUGGUCAAAGGUCAAGAGAAAAUCCAGGACUACCAUGAUUUCGAAAUAUGUACUUGUAAUUAAAGGUCCAGCUUGGAAAUUUAUUUGUGACGGAUCGAAGAAUAUGUGUUUUUUUACGAUACAUUUGACGUGCAUGUAAAUAGCCAGUAUCAUUUGGGCAAGUACGGAUGACGGUUGUAUAGUAAGAGCAUCCUUUGUGUCUCUGACUUGUUUGUUGUCUUGUAACGUCCACAUGCAAAGCAUGCUCGUUUUAGUUAAGAAACUUCGUUUAAGACAUGUUACUGUCAAGUUGCUGUGUUACCGGAUGGCCUUGUCACCGCUUAAUAACUUUGGAUGGGAUUGGCCUUGGCGUCCCCCGAUUUCUAUGCCCAAGAAUAUUGGCCGACCACACAGAUGUUUGGUCGACAUGUCGUCGCCGGGGAUUUGGAUGUAGACCUACAUGUAUAUUCACAUCCACAAAUAUUUCCUGAGUUUUCUUUACUGUUGGUUGUUUUGGUUGGUAUUUUUCCUUUUUUUUUAAUUUUCUUGGCCCUCCUGCCUUGAGGGGUGGCUUUGUGUUCUAUUUUGUUAUUUUGUUGUUGUGAUUAUUGUCGCUAAUGGUGUCGCUGUUGUCAUUGUUGUUGUCGUCACUGUUGUUGUGUUGGUCGUUGUUGUCGUUAUCGUUGUGAAUUUGAUACUUUUGUACACUGUGGUGUUAAAUUAUCGCCAAUAGCUUCUAUAUAUGAUAACAACGAGCUAAUUUUGUCCGGCACAAAUACCCAGGCUAUGAAGUUUAAAUCACAGUAUUUGCAAUGUCUAUUCUGGUUCUACCCUAGUUUAUGGGGAUGUAGAUUUCCUUUUAUAUAGACCCAUAUAAUGGCAUGCUUGAAACAUAGAUUUUUAGGAUGUGUACCUUUCUUGAGAGACUUUAUUUUGCAGUAUUUCUAAUGACAUAAUGAGGUAGGAGUCAGAAAAUUAACCGUGUCGAGAGAACCGUGUCCUUUCGCAUGACAUAUUCAGUGAAACUGAGAGUUUUAAGUAAUUGGCUAAUAACAUUACAAUGAAUGCUGAUGGAUUCACAGUGACUCGACACUCCCGCUUUAUCUGAACUUCAACCCAUUCCUUUCAAUCUUUGCGUAUGGCCCAUUGAGACACCUGACGUGCAUUUUUAUGCAGACCUCAUAGCUGAUCAUUUUGGUAUUGUGCAGUGUUGACUUUGACCCAUUUGAACAUUUCCGUGGCGUCAGGUGCACGUUGUGUUUUGAUUGUUCCCGCGUGUCAUGGCCCUAAUGGAACAAUUUACAAAAGCAUAGUAUAGGGAAACGACCCUUUGACCGCUUUGCAUGAGGGGGGGAGUAAUUUUGGCCCUAUCAGACCCUGUCAAAAAUCUUCCAACUGCCAAGCAGAAAUUCAGAGGUAACGGCCAACUCUCAUAUACAUGCAUCUCUGUUUUGACAAGUCGUUUGAUUUGUACUUGGCAAAUUAAUUUCAUGAGCUAAUAUUCCGUAUUAUCUUGUCGAAUUGGCACUUUUAGUCUGUGCAGAAAUGAACGAUCUUACCUGGUUUUGAUUAAAUGGAGCACCCACUAUGCUUCUACUGCAAUGCACUCUGCUUCAAGAACAUAAACAGAAAUCUUCAUAGUGUCGAAACAGUAAUGCUUGAAGUAAACUUACUAUUGUACGUUGGGUAAAAAUUGACCUGUAUAUAGCAAUCAAGAAGCAGUGUCCUGUUUGUCAGGUUGUGUUACUCUUGUUGAGUCUUUGUUCGUGGUGGUUUUCAUUUUCACGUGUUUUAAUCAUUGGAAACCUCAAAAUUGAGAUACCUCGAAGAACUUUGCGUUAAAACGAAUAGGCCUGAAAGUCUGUAUUUUGGUAUUAGGGUGUUUUUGUUUUGGUAUAUCAGCCAUUAGGUCGUAUUAGGUCGUUGUUUGGAUAACCGGUGAAGCCUUCAAUAUAAUUAGCUAUAAAAACAAUGUUAAUGUUUAAAAGUGAAUUUUGUAAAUUAUUUCAACAAAGUUUGAUGUUCUUCGGGCAUACAUUAAUCAGUAUCUACUCCAGCUAGUAUGUGUUAUAUCAUUGAUCAACCCGGUAUUUUGAAAUUCAACGAUUAUCAACAAAUUACUCGUCGGAAUGUAUUAAGUUGAAUUUUGCCAUAUACCAGACUCUGGGUAUUUGUGUAUUUUAUUGUAUUCUGUUACAUUGAACAUGUUGCCAAAUGUACAGCAAUUUUUCAAGAGCUACUUUGUAAUGUAAUGAAGCUAUACAACUGAAUUGUUUUAGGUUAUAGUGCAAUAUCAGUGUAUUAUAAUGUGUUCAUAUUUCAAUUUCCUAGAUUUGAAUAUAUUAACUGUAGAUUUUACCGAAAUAUUUCAAAAUGAUAGCUGUUAAAGUAUUCUGGAAGAAAAGGACUCUACAUAAGAAAUUCAAUUUUCAAGCGUUAUUACGUUUUUUGUAAGGGGACAUGGAAGAUCUACAGCACCACCGACGCCCGGCAGUAUUGUUAACUCUGUUUAAAAGACCCUUUUUAUUGUACAGUUGUCAUUAAUCAUUAUUUUAAUGGUGGGUAGUCUUUGUAUUGUAAGAAACGCGUGGAAGUAUUCCAUGAUACAACAAGUUAUUUUUAAGAUAAAAAUUCCCUGGAAUAUAAAACUAUUCUGAAUUAGUUUGCCUUUUACAUCCCGGAACUCUUAAGGAUUCUUUGCCUGUACGUUGAUGGUUUUCUCGAAUAUGUAAGACCUGCAGUGCGUAGCACUCCUCGGUUAUCUUCUUAAGCAUGCGGUAUAACUGUUCACAACCUUUAAUUGGUAUUUAAUCGGUUGAAAAUAAUGUGAACAAAGAUAGCACUGUGACACUAACCUCCCUGCUAGUCGGUCAUUCGUUGCUUUUCGGCAUGGGCAUUCGAAAUAUACAUGCGUUACCUUGCGGUAAUCAGUCAUUUCAUUUGACACAUCUGAAAGUGUAGAGAGACAUUCGAGUCCUUCAUUGCAUUUAAUUCAGCUUAUAUUUUCCCAGGCCAAUGCAUAUUAAGUUAUUCGCAGUAUUUUUGACCAGUUAAGAAACAGUUUAAAAGGGUCUUGUAUGUGUUUGGAAUCAUUUAGUAUCGAGCAGUGAACUCAGUAUGCCGUUUAUUUAAAGUUGGUAUUUUUUUGUGUUUGCAUUGCAUAAACCUGUCAUGUUCGUUAAUACAUGUAUCUAUGUUUAUACAAGGAUGAACUGUUAAACGCUUCAAUCUAUUUUUUAAAAUGUACCAUUACGGGAGCAGGCGAGAAGACUGCUUUAAAUACGCAUGGUAGGAAAACAAAGUUGUUGCUAGGUGGUGUUAAAUGGAAACUGGUCUGAGAGAAAAAUGCUUCAACUGUAGGAUUAGGAUUGCUCUGAAAUUUAGUGAAGUGUUCUCUCUGUUGCUUCCUAUCAAAGGCAAAUUACAUAUUUCUAUCUGUGAUAUGUUGUACGGUUACUCGAUUCUAAUGUGUAAUUGAAUAUUGUGAAUCCCAAUUGCGCAAGUAUAAACUGUUUUAAACAAGUAUUGUACAUAGAUGUUUUUAUUUUUAGCGUAAUUAAAACUUCCAUAUCUUACUGUGCAA
Messenger RNA from Acanthaster planci (crown-of-thorns starfish), 7166 nucleotides. It is a transcript of the gene bmper, whose product is annotated as BMP binding endothelial regulator. Gene Ontology annotation, molecular function: protein binding. NCBI's taxonomy places the organism in Eukaryota, Metazoa, Echinodermata, Asteroidea, Valvatida, Acanthasteridae. The record is from RefSeq and is a predicted model, not a curated record. Gene Ontology annotation, cellular component: extracellular region.